This is a messenger RNA of Ceratitis capitata (Mediterranean fruit fly), 1192 nucleotides long. Its product is annotated as serine protease snake-like. Gene Ontology annotation, molecular function: serine-type endopeptidase activity. Lineage: Eukaryota; Metazoa; Arthropoda; Insecta; Diptera; Tephritidae. The record is from RefSeq and is a predicted model, not a curated record. The coding region runs from base 154 to 1188 and encodes 344 amino acids. The transcript has 8 exons. Gene Ontology annotation, biological process: proteolysis.
GUGUGUUCAUUCUAGGAAAAAAUGCUUGGAAAGCCCGAAUCGCCGCACUCAGUUUGCAAUAAGUGGGAAAAUAGAACAAGUUUAGUCGUCCUUGCGCGCAGUUGCUUGCCGCCAGCCAUAGAGUAAAGUUUGAAAUACGCUAAUGCGAAGAAGAUGUCAUCAACUAAGCGUCUGCUAUCAAUUUGUAUACAAUUUUGGGUGAAAAUAAUUUUCUUCGCCGCUGUAUUGGCCUGCUUUGAAGAUCAAAUAUGUUUAACAACACGAAACCGGCUUGGCUACUAUGAAACACGAUCGAGUUAUUUAAAAAUGUUAAGGAAACAGCAAAAUUUAUGUUUGGGUGUGUGUAGUCAUAAUCAGACAGUAAAAUAUAUAUGCUGCGGUAGGCAAGAUGUGCCGGCUGAAAGAAGAAUAUCGGAAGAGCAAUGUCUUCGAAACCAUCGUAAUAACGGUGGAAAUAUAUUAAUAACAAAUGGUAUGGUAGCGCGACGUAAUGAAUUUCCAUUUAUGGCAGCCAUUGGCUGGCGAGCUUUAUUUGGCCGCAAUACCAUUAGCUAUGGAUGUGGUGGCGCUCUGAUCUCAAGUAGACAUGUACUAACAGCUGCGCAUUGUCUAUAUCAUUCCAAUGAAAAACCAAUUGUCGUACGGCCUGGCGGUUAUGAUCUUGAUGAUAAGGAAGCCAAGGACAUUGACAUCGAAAGAAUCUACGAACAUCCAGGAUAUAAUCAUCCAGAUUCAUAUAACGAUAUAGCUAUUAUACUCCUAAAGGAGCCGUAUAAUCCUGAUAAUGUCGAGAAUGCAGAGCCAGCUUGCGUUUGGGCACAACCUUUGUAUCGGGCAAAUGUUACAGCCAUCGGUUAUGGGAAUACCAAAUUUGCUGGAUUAUCAUCACCCAAUUUAAUGAAGGCCGAACUCAAAACCAUCCCAAAUCAAGAGUGCGCAAAAUAUUAUGAACAAGAUAAUAUAAUUUACUCCCAGUUAUGCGCUAAUGAUCCUGUGAGAAAGGGCGAUACCUGUCAGGGUGAUUCUGGCGGACCAAUCAUAAUGUACCGUGAUAUUGGUAAUUUCUAUCAUACCCUACCAUAUGUUGUUGGUAUAACCUCGUACGGCAUUGGCUGUGGCACGGGUACACCAGGAGUUUAUACACGUGUCGCUAGUUAUAUAGAUUGGAUUGAGAAGAUUAUCUUCUAAUAAC